Pleurotus ostreatus (oyster mushroom) is the source of this 1170-nucleotide messenger RNA. RefSeq lists its product as uncharacterized. The coding region runs from base 1 to 1170 and encodes 389 amino acids. The transcript has 7 exons. The record is from RefSeq and is a predicted model, not a curated record. Lineage: Eukaryota; Fungi; Basidiomycota; Agaricomycetes; Agaricales; Pleurotaceae.
AUGCCCCCAACCAUCGUCGUAGCCUUGACCUCUUUCUUUGCUCUGCUAGGAGCCGUGUACGUGGGGUGGUGGCAGCCCAUAUUCACCAAGCUCGGCGAUGGCAGAGAGGUUCGCCCUGUCGGAAACACAGGGGAUUGCACGACAGAGCCCGCGCUGAAGGCUUGCGAAAAAAUUGUGCUGCACCAGCCUUCAGGAUCCCUGUACCUCGCAUGCUCCACCCCGGAGAGCCGAACUCACUGGACACCCGCUGUUGGGAGACUCAACUCUACGGGCAUGUCGACCACCGAUUACGUGGCGGUAUAUGACCCAGAUACCAGCAAAAUCACCCGUUUGAACGUGGUUGGUUUCACCUCGGAACGCGGCCUAUCUCUUCACGGAAUGGAUGUCGUACCCUCCUCGUCGGACCCCAAGAAACUGUUUGUGUAUCUCGUCAACCACCGCGCUCCUCUCACGGGCGUAUCUGAGAAAGUCGGAGCCGAUUCCUCCGUCGAGAUCUUCUCUACCGUCCUCGGCAGCUCGACCAUGACACAUGUCAAGACUGUCGAGGAUCCAGCAAUUAUCACUCCCAACGAUGUUGUUGGGUACCCGGACGGCAAAAGGUUCUAUUUCACGAACGAUCAUGGCGCCAAGACUGGGAUUCUUCGGGAUGUUGAGAUCCUUGGUCUUAAGCGGACUUCGGUUGGUUACUGCGACACCGACUCCGGCUGCACCAUUGUCCGGUCCAGCAUGCACGCGAAUAAUGGUAUUGCUGGUGCUCGUAACAACGACACGCUGUACGUCGCCAACUCCAUCGCCGGAGGAAUUACAGUGUUGGAGACGCAAGCAGACCACUCAGUGGUUUUGGCCGACUUCAUUCCCACCGAAUACCCGAUUGACAAUGUCUCUGUCGACGAGGCUGGACAUGUAUGGGCGGCUGCAUUCCCGAAGGCACUCACUACAGCCCUUGUGCAUUUCAGCUUUCCCUCAUCCCCAGCCCCUUCAGCAGCGUACCGCGUGUCCUUGAACACUGGUACUAAUGCCUUCUACGGCGAAAAAUACAAAGUUGAUAGGGUCUUCGAAGAUGACGGUUCGCUUGCUUCAGGCAUCACAUCAGUUGUGCACGAUUCGCAACGCCAUCGACUAUUCUUAAGUGGGCUCGCUUCGCCGAGCCUCGUAAUUUGCAAGCUUUAG